AUGAAGCUUGCCGUCCUGGCAGAUCGUCGUGCGCAAGUGUUGCCACACUUGUGCUUAUCCUGGGGGCAUCGUGGGGAGCACUGGAACAGCAGCGCGGAAAGUUCCAACCUGCAGAAGGCAGAUGCAUGUGCCACAAUUUGGCAGGCUGACUUGCUCCGGUUGUCAAUUCCUACAGUGGUUCCUCGUGGCCAGCCUGCGCAGCACUUAGCCCAAGCGAGCUUGGUGAAACUUCCCAGCUCUCAGCUGGAUGCGCAUAGGCACAUUGUGGCGACAGCCGUGGCCGUGGAGUCGCAGGCAGUACAAGUGCAGCCCGGAGGUGCUGUGCUUCUGCGGACAGAGAGGAGCGAGACGAACCAGCCCAUAGCCACCUGCAAAGGCCAGUUUGCAGGACACUGCGAGUCCUUUCUGAAAGAUGAAUCUCGCUGUCGCUCGGCCUAUGCCCACUGCGAGGCCAAGACUUGCCUGCAGUGUGCCUUUGCUGAAGGCAGAUGCGAAGGACCGGGCUUCGCAAGUACAUGCUACGCGCCUGGAGGCGCCUAG
Messenger RNA from Symbiodinium necroappetens, 540 nucleotides. The record is from the annotation of a GenBank genome assembly. Lineage: Eukaryota; Dinophyceae; Suessiales; Symbiodiniaceae.